Molecule: messenger RNA, 2708 nt
Organism: Trichogramma pretiosum
Lineage: Eukaryota; Metazoa; Arthropoda; Insecta; Hymenoptera; Trichogrammatidae
Gene: Pep
Product: zinc finger protein on ecdysone puffs-like
Exons: 9
Coding region: 242-2395 (717 amino acids)
Cellular component (GO): nucleus
Source: RefSeq, a predicted model, not a curated record
UGUAACGACGCGUCGCACUCGCCUCCAUUUCUAUUUUACUCGUUGCUUGUGCUGCUGCUGUGUAAAAUCUUUGAUAUAUAUUCCCGAGCCCUCGAGAGGCAGCCUUGGGACAUCUCGCACACACAUUAACACACACGGAAAAGCAAACGCGCUCCUCCGAACUCUCGACUCGCAUCGUUCGGGACCCGUCAGCGUCUUCAACAAUCAUUGGAUCAUCCUCUCUGUUGACAAUUGAAUCAUAAUGUCGUUCAAUCGCGGAAUGAAGAGAGACUACGGUAACAACCGUAACAAUUUCGGCAACAACCGUAACAUGGGUGGCGGCGGCGGCAACAACAUCGCCUCGAGACUCGGAAACAUCGUGGGCGGUGGAGGCGGCGGUGGCGGUGGCGGCGUCGGAGGUGGUGUGGGUGUCGGUAAUGUCAAUCCAUGGGAGGGUGGCAUGAUGCCCGGUGGCAGAGGUAUUCUGCCUACUCCAAACAACAACAUCAGUUUGGCAUCACCCCAAGCCCAACUUGCCAUUGCCAGCAAUUUGAUAUCCAACCUUCUGCGCAAUCAACAAGAUACUCAAACACAAGUGCCAUCGUUGUUGAGUUUGGGUAAUAACUUCAAUGCCCCCAAUUCAAAUUACAAUAACCAGCAAAAUUACAACCAAGGUCGUUUUGAUCGCAUUGGUCGUCAAAACAUGAAAAAUCAACGUCCUCAACCCUACAACAAGAUGGGCAAUCGAGCCCGAGAUGGAGUUGUUGGGCGACGCCCUCAACAAAAUCGUAACCAGUCCGGUAACCAGCGACAGAAUGGCAACCAAAAUCAACGGAAUGAUAGAUCUUCUAAAGCUAAUUCACCCUCUAAGCAAAAUCUGAACAUCAAAAAGGAACCCCAGGAAAAGACCUCUGAUAAGACCAAUGAAAAAGCAGAAGCAUCUGUUGCUUUAAGCGAGGAAAAUGAUGAUUCCGAAGAAUCUAAGAAGCGUGAAUGGAAGGAUGAGAAAAAAGAAGUUUUCCAUGAUAACAAAAAAGAUGAACCAAUGAAAAGUGAAGAUGAAACAGCUAACAAAGAAGAUGAAAAGUCAGGUAACAAGAGGUCUGCCGCUAGACAUGCAGAAAGUCGUUAUGCUGAUGUUCCAAUGUCAAGCAUGUUCUGUCACGUGUGUAAAAAACACAUGUGGGAUGGGGCUUCCUUUGAAAACCAUCUCCGAGGACGUGCUCAUCAACUAAUGAUGGAUAAACUCGAUGAAUCAUACAAACUUAAAGUCGAAUUGAUGCGUCAUGAGUUACGAGUUGCUGAAGAACAACGAGAGCUGUCGCUUAAUAAUUCUAAAAGACGUGGUAAAAAAUUAAAUGUUGAUUUGAAUGUGCGUGAGUAUUGUACCAUGUGCGAUUUGAACUUCUUUGGAACGUUAUCAAGUCACAGGAAGGGUGAAAAGCAUCAACAACUCAAGACGUUUUUACAUCCACGCUGCUUAUCAUGCUCAAAAGAAUUUCCUUCUCGUAUUGAAUAUGAUGAGCAUUGUUUGACUCCAGCUCACAUGAAAAAUGCUUGUGAACAAGAAGAAAAAAAGAAGUCGAAUAAGAAAGAUAAACUUGGCAAAGGAGAAUCGGAAGUUCGAUCGGCCGAAGAUGAAGAAAAAGAUGUCGGAAGCGAUUCUAAGAGUGAUAAAAUUGAUGAUUUAGCAGAUAGCAGUGAUUUCGUUCUAGAUAUUCCAGAAGGCGAGAUUGGCACUAAACUUAAAAUUCCCACCUACCGACAUGUUAAGUCUAGGCAGAUGUCAAUUGGCAGAUCUUUGGUAAAAGAAGUUGUUGGAUUCAAUUGUGACAAAUGUCGGCGAUUCAUGCUUACCGAAGAAGAUAUGAUUGCUCAUUUACGUUCAGCCACUCAUUAUCGUAGUUUCAUUCAAGAAAUUAAAACAUUGCAAGCAGAAGCUGAAAAAGCAGCUAAAGAAGCCAAAAAACAGGAUCCUGAUGACUCGAAAAAUGAUUCUGAAGAAAAACUUGACAACCAUAUAAAAACAGAAAACGAAUCAGAAUCUACUAAAAUAGAUAGAAAAAGAAAACAUGGAGACGAUGAUGAUGACGAAGACGAGGAUGAAGAUUUAGACGAUGAUAAAUAUGAUCCUGCUGAAGUUAAUGAUGAAUCUGAAGAAGAGACUGUUGAAAACGAGAAAAAAGAAGAAGAAGAGGAGGAGGAACAAAAGGAAGAAGAGAAACCAGAUGAAUCAAAUGUUAUUACACUGAAUGAGCCCGAGGAUACUAUUUUAGAAGAAAGUAACGAUCAUGAGGAAGAAGAGGAGGAAGAAAAAGAACCACCAAAGAGUUCUCCAGUGGUUUCAAAAAGUCCUGCGCGUGGAGGUGGUGCUGGCCGUGCUCGGGGAAACCGUGCUCGACGUUCCAGGCGAUAAAGUAUCACCAAUUUUUAUUUUUCAUGUAACUAGAUUUAUUUGUGCAUGUAAACAUGAGAAAUGCAAUAUUUUAAUAUUGACAUAAUAUUAAUUCAAUCUAAAAUUUGAUAGUUUGACAGAAAAAAAAAUUAAUUUGUAUGUUACUUUUAGUCAAUCUUUGUAGUAUAUAUAGAAUAAUUGGUAUAUACUUCUAAAAUGUCAUUCUUCAAUGUACUAUUAUAUGUAUUCUAUUACAAUUACUGAUCAUGUAUAAUUGUAAAAUCUUCAUUCCAAUUAAAUUCAUGUACUGCAAUAAAAAAAUUGAAUGAACGAA